AUGUCUCUCGUUCCUCCUGAUAACUUUCAACACAUUCUCCGUCUACUCAACACCAAUGUAGACGGCAAGCAUAAGGUUAUGUACGCCAUGACCCAAAUCAAGGGUGUCGGUCGUCGUUACGCCAACAUCGUCUGCAAGAAGGCUGAUGUAGACAUGUCUAAGCGUGCUGGUGAGCUCACCACUGAAGAGUUGGAGCGUCUAGUUACCAUCGUUCAAAACCCUACCCAAUUCAAGAUUCCUACUUGGUUCCUUAACCGUCAAAAGGAUAUCAACGAUGGUAAGUCUCACCAAUUGCUCUCCAACAACGUUGAGGGUAAGCUUCGUGAAGACCUUGAACGUCUCAAGAAGAUCCAAACUCACCGUGGUCUUCGUCACGCUCUCGACCUUCGUGUCCGUGGUCAACAUACUAAGACCACUGGCCGUCGUGGUAAGACCGUUGGUGUCUCCAAGAAGAAGUAA
Messenger RNA from Schizosaccharomyces osmophilus, 459 nucleotides. Its product is annotated as 40S ribosomal protein S18. The transcript has 2 exons. The record is from RefSeq and is a predicted model, not a curated record. The coding region runs from base 1 to 459 and encodes 152 amino acids. Gene Ontology annotation, biological process: translation. Gene Ontology annotation, cellular component: cytosol; small ribosomal subunit; ribosome. Gene Ontology annotation, molecular function: RNA binding; structural constituent of ribosome. NCBI's taxonomy places the organism in Eukaryota, Fungi, Ascomycota, Schizosaccharomycetes, Schizosaccharomycetales, Schizosaccharomycetaceae.